AUGAACCUUAUGCCACAGAGCAUGCACAACGUCUUUGGCGCUAACGGUAGCCCAUGCCGAAUGAAGUUUGUCAACUUUGAGGCAAAGGAAAACCACACUUCCCAUGAGACACAGGGCCUCAGCACAAGGCACCUGGUGGUGCGACGAGGGAAACCUUUCAAACUGUCUGUGUGGUUUCUCAGCCGCUCGUGGGAUCCUCGCACAGAGUACCUGGUCCUGGAGGUUUGCCUCGGCAAUCGGUCACACAGGAUCCCUGUCCAGUUCUCUGACGAGCUAUCCGACCCCCAAGGCUGGUCAGCCAAAAUCUACCCAUGCGACAUGCAUCCUCAGUCAGUCACCAUCUUCGUCUGCUCCCCUGUUAAUUCCUCAGUGGCUCUGUAUCAGCUCUUGUUCCACAUCGAGUCCUUACAGAACAGAAGGAGCUAUGCAGUGGGAACAUUUGUGCUGCUCUGCAACCCUUGGCUGAAAGAUGACCCAGUGUACAUGCCCCUGGAUGUCCAAAUACAAGAGUAUGUCAAGAGUGAUUACACCCUGUUGUACAUGGGCACCCAUCUAAACAUUAGUAGGCGGCCCUGGUCACUUGGUCAGUAUGAGCCUGGAGUCCUUGAGGCGUGUCUGAAGCUGCUGCAGGUCAGCACGCAGCACCUCAAGGACAAAGACAAAGACUACAUGCUACGAGCAGACCCCGUCUACCUCAGCCGGGUGAUCUGUGCAAUGGUGAACUCUAAUGAUGACCUGGGUAUUUUGGAGGGGAAGUGGCAGGGCAACUACAAAGAUGGAGUCAAGCCUACAGAGUGGAGCGGCAGCGCUGAAAUCAUCCACCGCUGGGUCUCGUCCAACUGCAGCCCAGUGCGCUAUGGACAGUGCUGGGUCUUUGCAUCUGUCCUCUGCACAGUGAUGAGAGUGCUGGGGAUUCCCUCCAGGGUGGUGACAGUUUUUAACGCGGCCCAUGACGGUGAUGGAAACCUGAAAAUUGAAGAAUAUUACUCGACCACAGGGGAAAAGCUCAAACUGUCAAAGGACAGCAUUUGGAACUUCCAUGUGUGGGUGGAGUGCUGGAUGAGGAGACCAGACCUCGGUACAGGGUUUGAUGGCUGGCAGGUAGUGGACCCGACCCCCCAGGAGAAGAGUGCAGGGAUAUUCUGCUGUGGUCCUUGCCCAGUAGUUGCCAUCAAGCGACGUUGCCUCACCGCCCCUUUUGACACCUCGUUCAUCUAUGCCUCUCUUGAUGCUGACGUCAUACGGAUGAUCGUGCGCGAUGGACUGGUGGUGGAGAGGGAGGUGGACACUGAGUCUGUGGGACAGCUGAUCUACACCAAGAGGAUCGGCUCCGACUCACCAGAGAAUCUGACACAGGUUUAUAAGAGCAAUAAAAGUAAGACGACAUGGUAAAGUGUAUCUCCUUUAAAAAGAAGCACAUUUAGAAAACGUGUGUGUUGUAUCUGUAACAUGUUUCAUUUAAGGCAUCUCUUCCCUUCAUCUCCAGGAGAAAUGUCUCCCAGUUUGCAGGUGUCUUUAAGCAUAGAUGGGGAUCUGUCAGUGGGUGAGAGCAUCGUCAUGUGUGUGACGGUCACAAACCAGUCAAGCAGCCCCAGAGUUCUGAUGGAGCACCUCAACGCUCAGCUGAAAGAGUACAACAGCAGCGCACAGGAGAGCUUCUGGAAAUCUCACAGAGAAGUGUACAUACAGCCGGGUGAAGUUCUGACGCUCCAACACACCAUCCCUCCCUCUGAGUACAAGUCAGUCCUGGCAGGUGAUGAUAUUGUGAACAUGGCGGUGGUGAUAAAGGACGUGAAGACCAAAGAGAGAUUCCUGGCAACGCAGGAGUUCAACAUAAGCUCACCACAGAUAACCGUAGAGAUCGAAGGAGGAGACAGCAUCCAGAUGAAGAAGGAGCACACAGCGCACGUGUCCUUCAUCAACCCAUUUACCACAACUCUAUAUGGCGCUGUGCUGACUGUAGAGGGAUCUGGCUUGUUACAGGGCAAACACGACACCAGACUGGUUCUCCUGCAGUCAGGCGAGAAGAUAGAGAAGACGGCGUCCAUCAUGGCGUCUUCACCCGGCACUAAACUGCUGAUGGCCACUUUCUCACACAACAACAGCCCCAAUGUUGUUUCCAGGAGCUUCCAGAAAGUCUUCGUCACGACUGCAUGA
Cottoperca gobio is the source of this 2157-nucleotide messenger RNA. RefSeq names its product protein-glutamine gamma-glutamyltransferase 5-like. Gene Ontology annotation, cellular component: mitochondrion. The record is from RefSeq and is a predicted model, not a curated record. Gene Ontology annotation, biological process: peptide cross-linking. NCBI's taxonomy places the organism in Eukaryota, Metazoa, Chordata, Actinopteri, Perciformes, Bovichtidae. Gene Ontology annotation, molecular function: protein-glutamine gamma-glutamyltransferase activity. The transcript has 13 exons.